AUGUCUACCAGCGCUGUCACGCAGCUGUGGCGCGGACAGGCAGUAUAUAUUCGGUCACUCUUCGAGGCAAACAAGGAUGUGCGCGAUCCUCGCCAGCAAAAGGUACUCCUGCGUGAGACUGAGAAACUGCUAGAGAACUGGAAGCACCCUGAUCCCUACAGAGCGCCUACUGCCCCUGGUGGUAUGUUCUCGAACUUUUCCAAAGCCAUGAUCUCGGACCGGGCACUGAUUAUCUUUCCAGGCAAUAAAUAUGAGCGGAACCUCCCUACACGCAUACUGCCUUAUGCCUCGGGCAGCCAUUAA
Messenger RNA from Aspergillus affinis, 303 nucleotides. RefSeq names its product NADH dehydrogenase [ubiquinone] 1 beta subcomplex subunit 9. Lineage: Eukaryota; Fungi; Ascomycota; Eurotiomycetes; Eurotiales; Aspergillaceae. Gene Ontology annotation, biological process: mitochondrial electron transport, NADH to ubiquinone. The transcript is spliced from 4 exons. The coding region runs from base 1 to 303 and encodes 100 amino acids. The record is from RefSeq and is a predicted model, not a curated record.